This is a messenger RNA of Aspergillus costaricaensis CBS 115574, 807 nucleotides long. RefSeq lists its product as uncharacterized. The record is from RefSeq and is a predicted model, not a curated record. The transcript has 3 exons. Lineage: Eukaryota; Fungi; Ascomycota; Eurotiomycetes; Eurotiales; Aspergillaceae. Bases 1 to 807 code for a protein of 268 amino acids.
AUGGCCGUCGCUGAACCGCCCUCCACCUUCUCUUCCCUGGCAAGACUCUUCUCGACCACUUUCUCGAACGGGAUCGCUCUUUCGUUGUUGCCCAUCUCGGGGCGCUUCUGGCGUGCCUCGGCGGUUUAUCAGGAACUUCGGCGUCGUCUUGAGGAAACGAAAAUGCCCCCGUCAACAGCUGUCCCCUCCUUAUCGAACGACACUGCCUCGACGCCUGCGUCCUCGUCAAGCGCAUCCUUGGACACGAGAUGGGCAUCCGGUCUCGCAGGUCAUGAGAUCCUCGAGGAUGAUGGGACCGGGGCCCUCAUCGUCCCAGCUCACACUGAUCAUCGCACCACCCCCUAUACUUAUAUCUGUCUGUUCCAUCUCCUUGACUGUCACAUCACGUUUGACAAUGCCGAGGACUGGAGAAUUCAUGUCUUCAGCCACUUUCGCACACACGAACCUCCCAAGACAGCGCGCUGUCCCCUGUGUCCUGGGGAACGGUUUACCGAUACCGCUGAAUCAAGGGCAUGGGAUGCAAUGCUUGACCACGUCGACGUGGUCCACUAUCAGCAGGGCCAGACUCUGGCCGGCAGUCGGCCUGACUUUGAAUUGAUGCAGUACCUGUAUGGCCUGAGGAUCAUCAGCGUAGAUCAAUUUAAAGUGAUGCAACUCCCGCCGCCACCUUCGAGCCCUGCGUACCAUCAAUCGCAGGAACCAGUUCGUGCAAGCAUCGGCUCUUCCGAUGAGCCCUACUGUGCUCCGUAUAGUCGGCGACGCGAGGAGAGAAUGCGGAGUCAGCGUCGAGGGGUUAGCGUCGCUUGA